Messenger RNA from Aspergillus brunneoviolaceus CBS 621.78, 1663 nucleotides. Its product is annotated as aldo/keto reductase family protein. The transcript has 3 exons. Lineage: Eukaryota; Fungi; Ascomycota; Eurotiomycetes; Eurotiales; Aspergillaceae. Bases 168 to 1220 code for a protein of 350 amino acids. The record is from RefSeq and is a predicted model, not a curated record.
CCUAACACCUGCUUUCAUUGUAUUUCCUUCAUAACCCAUCCUUUCUCGACGAGGACCAGUCUCAAUCAUUCUCUGAUAAAUCUCCUUAUCCCCAGACAUUGCAUUUCAGCUCUACUGUACCCCGCCUUAGGUGUCUGAACGCUGAGCCAUUCGCCUUAUAUUCCACCAUGCCUCUCGUCGCUCAGAACCCCCUACCAAGGGUCAUCCUUGGGUUGAUGACAUUUGGUCCGGACGAGUCUGCAGGGGCUCGGAUCACCUCAGUCGAUGAAUUCAACAAGUGCCUGGACCUUUUCCAACAGCAAGGCUUCAAUGAGGUUGACACUGCGCGCACAUAUGUAGGAGGACAACAGGAAGCUUUCACUGCUCAGACGAAGUGGAAGGAGCGUGGGUUGACCUUGGCCACCAAGUGGUACCCCGGGCAGCCGGGCUACCACAAGCCACAUGUCAUUCGUGAGAAACUCGAGCUCUCACUGCAGAACCUGGGCACAGACUGCGUUGACAUCUUCUACCUUCAUGCUGCCGACCGCUCGGUCCCCUUCACGGAAACCCUGGAGGCUGUCAAUCAAUUGCACAAGGAGGGAAAGUUCGUCGAGCUCGGUCUGAGUAACUUCACUGCCUUCGAGGUCGCGGAGAUCGUCACAGUCUGCAACGAGAGAGGCUGGGUACGACCGACCAUCUACCAGGCCAUGUACAAUGCUAUCACUCGCUCCAUUGAAACCGAAUUGGUUCAUGCUUGCAAGCGGUAUGGCAUCGACAUUGUGGUGUACAACCCGCUUGCUGGUGGAAUCCUGUCUGGAAAGUACAAGACCCAGGAUAUUCCCGAAGACGGCAGAUACAGCGAUAAGUCUUCCACUGGCACGUUGUAUCGCAAACGCUACUUCAAGGACGCGACCUUUGACGCCCUGCGGAUCAUCGAGCCUGUUGCAGAGAAGCACGGUCUGACAUUGCCGGAAAUUGCGUUCCGCUGGAUCCGUCAUCACUCUCUUCUAAACAUCAAGGAGGGUGGUCGAGACGGCAUUAUCGUCGGUGUGAGCAGCAUCGCACAGCUAGAGAGCAAUCUCAGAGACAUCCAGAAGGGCCCGUUGCCCGAGGAAGUGGUGGAGGCCCUGGACAAGGCAUGGCUGAUUGCGAAGCCCACGGCGCCGGACUAUUGGCACCUUGAUCUGAAGUACACAUAUGAUACGAAGGAGGCAUUGUUCAAGCCGAAGGCCGACGCCUAAGUGUGGUGCGAGUGACAGUAAGUUAACGGAACAAGACAAAUAUGAAAUCAAUGAGUCUCGAUAUAUGAAAUCACUCCAUCCAAUCGCAAGCUGGUUGUCACACACUUUCCUACAUAUCUGAAACAAAAGAUAAAUUGAGGCCGGGGACAUUGUGAGCACGAAAACCUUUGAUAAGGAACCCAAAUUGCCAAGCUACGUGGCUCGAUUUACAACUCACAUGUGAUACGGACGUAACAAGAAAACGCGCAACCUCACAUGAGGUUGGAAAAGGGAAAAGGAGGGUGGCCGAAUUGGCAGCGAUACCAUGGUACUAUGGUAAGUAGUAAAUUGGCAGUAAAAGUGGCGGAAGGCAUGCAGCACGCAGUCAAAUCGGAAUGCAUUAUUGUAAGCCGGCAAAGUAGGCCAUCACGAGUCGAUCGAGCAUCAAGAGACGGGAUGCAAUU